AUGGAGGAUGGAGAACGAGUAACAAGAGGAGAAGAUGAGGAUCCCAACAACGAGGACCACCUAACUAUUCGGCAGUUGAGAGAACGCCUCGAACGAGACAGGCGAGUUGAAAGAGAAUUAAUGCAAGGGCUCGAACGAAGCAGAGCAAGAGAUGCAGAGUUGGCAGAAGAUAGAGCAAAUUUGGCAAGACAAAACACCCUGUUGAUGGAAGAAAAUCACAGACUGAAUGAGAACAUACAGACGCGAACUCAUACUGGAGAAACAGAAACUCAAACGAGCAGAAGUUCACCAAGGAGAAGGAGGAGACAUCGUAGUGAGGAAAGAAAAGCACAUAACGACCGUGUUGAGUAUGAAAGAGAGGUGCGUGAAAGAGAACGCGAAAUAGAAAACGUACGAGAUCUGGAAAUGAGGUCUCAGGAACGCAGAGCAAGAAGAAUAAACCAAGAAAGCAGAGAGAACCUAAAACAUGGAAUACAGAUAUACAACGGGGAAAGAGGAAGUAUCUUAGAGCGCGAAACCCAAAGAUACAGAAGAGAAACUAGUUUGGAAAGGGAAACUAGAAUAGCCAUAGAGAGAAGCGCGACAGAGCAAAGGGCAUUAGAAACAGCGGCGCGGAGAGAGCGAGAACACGUUAACGCUAAUCAAGCUAUAUUACAGCAGCUUAAAGAGCUCAAAGCGGCCAUGAAAAAUAAUAGCAGGCGAGGAGGCAGAACAAUCCCCUUUUUCGCGUGA
Molecule: messenger RNA, 732 nt
Organism: Papaver somniferum (opium poppy)
Lineage: Eukaryota; Viridiplantae; Streptophyta; Magnoliopsida; Ranunculales; Papaveraceae
Product: arginine and glutamate-rich protein 1-like
Exons: 1
Coding region: 1-732 (243 amino acids)
Source: RefSeq, a predicted model, not a curated record